UCAAGGAGGGAGGGAAAAUAAGAUUGUUGUUAGUGUGGGUUCAAUAGUUGUUGCUUUACACGUGUCACGACUUCUGGUUAUUGUUUUCAGUGCAAACAGCUUUUGAAAGACUGCCCAGAAUUGGUUUCGAAUUUGGACGUUUGUUUCCGUAGACUAAAGAGGCACGAGUGCUCACAAGCUAGUAACGUUAGCGACACAAGACAGCAGACGAGUUCCAUCCCUCCAGACGCAACUUCGAGAGGCCAUUCAAUGUGCCUACAUUGGACUAUUUCCGAUAAUGCAACAGCCUGUCAUAUUUUACGGAUCAGCUUUAUCGCAUUGAGCAACAUAACACACAUGUGUAACGGGGAACCAUAUAAUAUUUGCCAAGCUAGCUAGUAAGCUAGCCAUCUUGCUAGACAGGUCAGCUUCCUUGUAUCAAAUGGCAAACUGUCUAGUACUAGUAGCUAACGUUAAUGAUGGCUGGACUGCUUUGUCAGAACUAUGGAAAUGAAAACGUUAGUUUGUUUUAAAGUACGUUUUUUUUAUUUUAUUAUUAGCAAACCGUAUAUAAUUUGACUCCAAACACGGAAGCUAGUUAUCGUAUUUUUUUAAAUGUAAUCUAUCACAUUUGAGUCGCUGAGAGCCAACAAAAGACUCAAUUUUGGAUAUCAAUUGACGAGACGAAUUAUUUCUGUGUCCCUGGUUUUAACUGGAUUUGGCCUACCCUUUUGGUUCGACGCGGGAGCAGCGGGAUUUCGACGUCCACUCAUCUGUCACGUCGAUAUUUGUAUACAUUUUCCUAUCCCUCCACAACCUUUCCCCGUUUCUCUCUCCGAUGCGGAGUGCUGAGUAACGCCGGCAACCAAAUCGUUAACGGCGGCCGGACAUGCUGAAGUGUAUCCCUUUGUGGCGUUGUAACCGCCACGUCGAGUCGGUGGACAAGCGACAUUGUAAUUUGCAAAAUGUCCCCGACGAGAUAUUUCGCUACAGCCGCAGUCUGGAGGAGCUUCUCCUCGACGCUAACCAACUCCGAGAACUACCCAAGCCCUUCUUCAGACUUCUGAACCUGCGGAAACUGGGUCUGAGUGACAAUGAGAUCCAGAGGCUCCCUCCUGAGGUGGCCAACUUCAUGCAGCUGGUGGAGCUUGACAUUUCCAGAAACGACAUUCCUGAGAUCCCCGAGAGCAUUAAGUUCUGCAAGGCAUUGGAGAUUGCAGACUUCAGUGGAAACCCCCUCUCCAAGUUGCCUGAUGGUUUCUCUCAGCUCAGAGGGCUCGCCCACCUGGCCCUUAACGACGUGUCAUUGCAGACACUGCCCAACGACAUAGGAAACCUGGCCAACCUGGUGACGCUGGAGCUCAGGGAGAACCUGCUCAAGUCCCUGCCCACGUCACUCUCUUUCCUGGUGAAACUGGAGCAUCUGGAUCUGGGCAGCAAUGAACUGGAUGUGUUGCCGGACACACUUGGUGCUCUCCCUAAUCUACGGGAGCUGUGGUUGGACCGCAACCAGCUCUCCUCUUUGCCACUAGAGCUGGGGAACCUGCAGAGACUAGUGUGUCUAGACGUGUCAGAGAACCGACUGGAGGAGUUGCCCUCGGAGCUCAGCGGCCUGCUGGCCCUCACUGACCUGCUGCUCACACACAACCUCCUGGAGGUGGUGCCCGACAGCAUAGGCUCUCUGAAGCAGCUGUCCAUCCUGAAAGUGGACCAGAACCGACUGACCCACCUGAGUGACGCCAUAGGAGAGUGUGAGAACCUGACGGAACUCGUAUUGACCGAGAACCUCUUACAGACUCUGCCUCGCUCGCUGGGCAAGUUGAAGAAGCUGACCAACCUGAAUGUGGACCGCAACCGUCUGGGCGACGUGCCUGAUGAGCUGGGUGGUUGUGCCAGCCUCAACGUGCUCUCCCUCAGAGACAACCGCGUGGCGAAAUUGCCCGCUGAGCUGGCUGACGCCACCGAGCUCCAUGUUCUGGACGUGGCAGGGAACAGGUUACAGAACCUGCCGUUUGCCCUGGCCAACCUCAACCUGAAGGCCAUGUGGCUGGCAGAGAACCAGUCCCAGCCCAUGCUCAAGUUCCAGACGGAGGACGACAAGAGCACCGGGGAGAAGGUGCUCACCUGCUACCUGUUGCCCCAGCAGCCCUCCCCCAGCCUGGAGAACCUGCUGCUGAACAGUGUGGACGACAGCUGGAUAGACAGCAACCUGAACCGGGUGUCAGUUAUCCAGUUCCAGGAGGAGACUACCAAGCAGGAUGAGGACGAUGAGGCGGCUGCAGAGCGCAGGGGUCUCCAGCGCCGGGCGACGCCCCACCCCAGUGAGCUGAAGGUCAUGAAGAAGGUGAUUGAGGAGAAGAGGAACGAGGCCCACAUAUCCAGUCCUGAUGGAGAGCCAGAGUCUCCUGGUACUGAGGAGAAACGACUGAGCAAUCUGUCCAAUCAGAGCCACGACUCUGCGGCGUCCAACAGCACAGCCUCUGCCAACUCUCACGAGGAGAGGCGCUGCAUGAUUACCACAGCGAGGGAGAGCCUAGUGAGUGGGCGUGGUGAGGAGGAGGAGCUAGACGAGAUGGAGGUGGAGUAUGUAGAGCCCACGGUGCACUUUGCAGAGGAGCCCAUAUACCGGGGUGGGAUUGAGGACGGUGAGGAUGAGGAGGGUGGGGACGGGGUCCCAUGCAGCGACCUAGAGGAACAGAGGCCCCAGUUCCCUACGGAGAAGCAGCGUCUGAUCAGGAAGGACACGCCGCACUACAAGAAGAACUUCAAGAUUACCAAGCUGCCAAAACCCGAGGUGGUGGCCGCGUUACUGCAGGGCUUCAGCCCCGACGCUCACCUGGCCCAACACCCCACCUCGCACCACCCUGACCCCGAGGAGGAGGAGGAAGAGGAGGAGUGUAUGGUUACUCCACAGCGCCACAACAGAAUAGAAGAGCCAGAGCAGGAGGAUAGGAGUCUGCUUCAUGUCAACUCUUCCCUGCAGCCGGUCAAGCACACCCUGACCAUUCUACGGCAAACUGGGGGCCUGGGCAUCAGCAUAGCCGGAGGACAGGGAUCCACACCCUACAAGGGGGAUGAUGAGGGAAUUUUCAUCUCCAGGGUGUCUGAAGAGGGCCCUGCAGCGCAGGCUGGGGUCAAAGUGGGAGACAAACUCCUAGAGGUGAAUGGUGUGGUUCUCCAGGGGGCAGAGCACCACACGGCGGUAGAGGCCCUGCGCAGCUCGGGCUCCGCCGUCUCCAUGAGCGUCCUCCGGGAGCACAUGGUGGAGCCGGAGAACGCCAUCACCACCACACCGCUGAGGCCCGAGGACGACUACUUCCCCCGGGAGAGACGGGCCAGUGGCCUUCCCUUCUGCAUUGAGGCAGGCUCCCCCGCAGUCCUCCGACACAGGCUGUCUACCUGCCUGGCCCGCAACGACAAGGGUCUGGGCUUCAGCAUUGCUGGGGGCAAAGGCUCCACAGCCUACCGCACAGGGGACAUGGGGAUCUACAUCUCGCGGAUCGCAGAGGGAGGGGCGGCCCACAGAGACCGCACACUCCGAGUAGGGGACAGGGUCAUCACCAUCAAUGGUGUAGACAUGACAGAGGCCAGGCAUGACCAGGCAGUAGCGCUGCUUACCGGCACCUCUCCCACAAUUGCUCUCCUGGUGGAGCGUGACCAGGCCGAGCCGGGCACCGCAGGGGGCUCCCCGGGCCUGUCCCGUGCCCGCGCCCACUCCCCCCCACCUCCAGAGCCCUCUGACUCACCCGACCAGGAAGAGGGCAACGACGACUCGAGCCUCUUGCCACACGGGAACCACCUGAGCCAGCCGCUGGAGGACGAAUACCCCAUCGAGGAAGUGGCGUUGGUGAAAGCGGGCGGCCCCCUGGGACUGAGCAUCGUGGGAGGCAGUGAUCACGCCAGUCACCCGUUCGGCAUCAACGAGCCUGGCGUCUUCAUCUCUAAGGUGAUCUCCCAUGGCUUGGCGUGUCAGAGUGGGCUGCGGGUGGGGGACAGGAUACUGGAGGUGAACACCACCGACCUGCGCCACGCCACCCACCAGGAGGCUGUUAGAGCCCUGCUCUCCAACAAGCAGGAGAUCCGCAUGCUGGUGCGCAGGGACCCCUCGCCUCCCGGGAUGGAGGAGAUAGUGAUCCAGAAGCAGCCUGGAGAAAAGCUGGGCAUAAGCAUCCGCGGCGGUGCCAAGGGCCACGCUGGCAACCCCUUCGACGCCACCGAUGAGGGCAUUUUCAUAUCCAAGGUGAGCUCCAGCGGUGCGGCGGCCAGGGAUGGCCGUCUGCUUGUGGGCAUGCGGAUCUUGGAGGUGAGUAACCACAGCCUGCUGGGCAUGACCCACACGGAGGCUGUACGCGUGCUCCGUGCCGUGGGAGACACCCUGGUCAUGCUGGUGUGUGACGGCUUCGACCCUGGCAACGCUGCCGCUAUAGAGGCGUCACCGGGCAUCAUCGCCAACCCGUUUGCAGCAGGCAUCGUGCGUAAGAACAGCAUGGAGAGCAUCUCCUCUAUCGACCGAGACCUGAGUCCCGAGGAGAUGGACAUCCUACAGAAGGAGGUGGAGAUGGUGCGAGAGACGUCCCAGUGGGAGAGAGAAGAGAUGGAGAAGGUGGAGCGCAUGCGCUUGGAGCGUGAGGAGGAUACUCGCCUGCUAGAAGAGGAGACCGAGAACCUGGGCACUGGGCCUCUGAAACUGGACUACCGGACGCUGGCCGCACUGCCCACCACCGCUCUGCAGAAGGUCAACAGGGCGCCCUCCACUGAGCCCCCCAGGACAGACAGUCCCAUGAGAGACGCCCCCUACUCACCAAGCACACAACCGGCAAGCAUUCAUUUCACCCCUACUGCACUGCCUGCCAAGGAGGAUAUCUCACCACUGAGUCCCUAUGAGACAAGGCCAGGUGCCAUCCAGCCCCUCUCCCGUGGUGGCGGGCGGCCGAUCACCUCGCCAGCCACUCCGGACGGGCACAGCAGUCCCAAUCCCUUCCAGCAUGGCCCCUCCCCCAUCAACUCUCAGACCUUUGAUCUGUUUGGCCAGAGGAACAACGUCCAACCCAAUCAGCCUUCCCCUUCUCCAGAGCCUGAGCUGAACAACGAGGUGUUUGAGGAUGAGGUAGAGGGGGACGGGGGAAUGGGUAUGGGUCAGGCAGCCCCCGUCUCUCCCCGACCCUUCCUCUCCUCUGACUGUCGGGACUAUAUGAGUCUGGCAGCAGUGCCACGCCUCUCCAGAGCCUCCAUGGACAUGGUUGUAAAGACUCCAUCACCUGGGGGCAGAGACAACCAGGAGCAGCGCUCCUUCAGGGACAGACAGAAGUACUUUGAAAUCGACACGAAGCAGCAGACGCCCGACACCAAGCCCAAAGGCCGCGUGUCCCUGGUUGGAGCAGACGACCUGAAGAAGAUGAGGGAGGAGGAAGAGAGGAGAUUCGAGCAGCGGGCACGGGAGUACCUGAUGGAUGAAGAUGACGAGGAGGAGGAUGACCUGGUGAAGCAGAUGGGAGUGUUGAAGGCCACGGGCAAAGUGCUGCUGGACGGGGUGGAGUACAAGGUGGAGCCUGUAGCCACCCCCCGCAGGCACUGUAACACGCCCCCCAGCUACAGCACCACACCCCCUAGCUACUGUGGCAGCUCAGGGCCCUCGUCAGUGGAUGGUAAAGGAGACUACCAGAGGAAUUCCUUAGAGGAGAGCUUCAGGCUGGAGCAGCAGAGGCCCAACUCCAUGACUGGUCUGAUCCCAGUGUACCCUGGAGAGUCGGGGGCUCCCAUCCGGACGGCCAAGGCAGAACGGAGGCAACAGGAGCGGCUGAGGAUGCAGAGUCCAGAGCUGGCCCCAGCCGGAGACAAGGACCUCUCCCCUUCCGAGAAACGGGCUUUGGAAGCCGAGAAGAGAGCCAUGUGGAGAGCAGCAAGGAUGAAGUCUCUGGAGCAGGAUGCUUUGAAGGCUCAGAUGGUCAUCGCAAAGUCCCGGGAGGGAAAGAAGCGUGGCACACUGGACCAGCUGGCCGAGUCGCCCUCGCCCGCCCCCACGCCAUCCCCCACCCCUCUGGAAGAUUUCAGUCCACAAGGAGUGACGUCACCAGGCAGACUGUCCCUGUCGGAAAAGAAGUUUGACUACCGACAGUUUGCUGCCAUUCCUUCUUCCAAACCCGUAUACGACAUCCAGUCCCCUGACGUGGUCGAUGACAUUCAGUUCAUUGACGAUGGCUCCAGUAACCCAGUGCAUGCUGCGGAUCCCGGGACUGAGGUGCCCACUGCCACCUCGGCGCUGGAGAUGGCCCUCUACAGCAACAAGCGCAAGCUGAGGCAGGGCUGCUGCAGCCUGGAGACCGCCGUGCCCACAUAACACCUCACACACAUCUACCACAAGAGACUCGGGAGACAUACAUACACAGAGGCACCGGGUCACUACACACACUCACAGGUUUGGGAGAUGCGUCCCAUGUAACCACUGCAGAGACCAUGAUGCUGAUAGUCAACACACACACACACACACACACACAAUGUCAUAUCCUGCGUGCCAGUCUUGCCUUUACAGUCUGAGGAUGUGUUGGCCUGAACAUGAGGCCCAACGUUCCUGAUGCCAGGGAGGAGGAGGGCCGGUGAGGGGAGCUAGCGUUUACGCUUCAGAAAUACCAUUCUCUUUUUUUGGGGGGGGGUCUUUUUCUUCAGUUUACGUUUUAGUAGCUGAAUUAUAUUAACAGGCGACUUAUGUUUUUACUUUUGACCCUCUGAUUUUUGCUGUUUUAAAGGAAAAAUGUGUUCUGGAAGAGAAAGAGGAAAAAAUAUGAAUUGUGUAGAUGUGAUACUAACUUUUCAGAUGCUAUUUUUGAGGUUUUCAAUUAAUAGAUUGUGAACAGUCAGGGUUUUUAGCGGGCUUCGGGAGGAGGUGUAUAUAUGGGGAACAUACUGCUACUUUCACUGCCACAUUUUAAACACUACAUACAUAUAUAUCUCAACUGUACUAGCACACUGCUUAGAAAACAAGAUGUUUUCAUUUUAAAUCAUUAAUUUUGCUUGUAUUUUAUUACUCGAUUCUAAAGCCUCCCCUGUAAUACAUUGUUACCCCCUGUACUUUUGAGUGCAAUAGAACAUAUCAUUUUAUUUAUCAUAAUGACAUCAAUGCAUAUCAUGAUAUAUUAAUUCAAAAGUACAUCUUAUGAGGCAAGCACAUGUUUAAUCCAUAUCACCAAGAUAUUUUAUUUUACAAUGAAUACAUUUGUUUUCACUUUGAUGCACAGGCCUUAACCAGGUUCUGACUGGUACAUUACAAGGAACAUGCUGUCACAGACUUGUAGGAUACUGAUCCCAGUACAGUUUUUGAUCUCGGCGGAUCAGAGUAAAGGAUCUCUAGCUUUCCUGGACCAGGUUUAUCAAAUUCUGUCCCAUUCCCAUUCUAGAGAAUGUAACUACACUGGAGAGACCAGCAGAGAGACAUACACCCACACACAUGGACAGAUAAGCCACUAGUCUUUAUUCAAAAUGGCUGUAAAUUUAUGAACAUAAUCUCAGCUUCAUCUCCAUUUACAUAUACGGUACUUUCCCUGCCCUUUUGGUGGGCAUCAUUUGUCAAUGUGAAUCUCACUUCUAUCUGGAUGGUUUUCCAGAUUUUUACCGGUGAAGGUAGCAGGUGUUUGCUUUUUUUUUUUAUCUGCCUUUGGUUAAUUUAAAUCUGACACCCACUGAAAAUCCUUUAUUGUUGUGUGAAUAAUGUACAAAAUACUGAAUGGAAAGCAAAACUUAAGGUUGAAAUUGAGCCAGUCUACUAAGCCAAGACCAAGCAAGUGUCUGGACUGGGGAGCUCUCCCUUCCUCUCUCUCUCUGCAUGUACAAUAUAUUGGCUUUACUGGGAGAACCUGUAGAGGCAGAAGACAUGUUGUUAAUCCAUUUGAAAUGCAUCUCAUUCGACCAUCAUUCUCAAUCUCUUUCCUCUGCUUUACCUGCUGCUGUCAUGGAUGUUAUCUGAUGGCAACUUUGUUGGGAGAGUCAUGACAGUAGCACUCGUGUUUAAUUUAAUGUACUAAUCAUAUCUUUCUGUGUUGCUUUGGCCGACUGAAAUUCAGUUAGGAUGAUAACAUUUGCUAUUGGUUGACAAUGUUUUAGUUUUUUUUUUACUUACUGUAGUGGGUAAAACUUUCCAGACAAAAUGGGAUUCACAACAUUUUUUAAUGCAAAACAACUGUUGGAACUUUUUUUGGUUACGCUCUUCUCUUGAAUUAUUUUGGGGGACUGUUUUUCCCAAACGAGUCAGAGGGAAAGGGUAGAAGUGCUGGGGUCAAGGCUCAUCCAAGACUGUAACUAGUGAAUUUGUACAACCAAAGAGGUCUAUUUUGUGGUUCAGGAAUAAAAAAGUUUACUUUUCAUUUAACAAGCUGA
Molecule: messenger RNA, 8346 nt
Organism: Salvelinus namaycush (lake trout)
Lineage: Eukaryota; Metazoa; Chordata; Actinopteri; Salmoniformes; Salmonidae
Product: protein scribble homolog
Exons: 42
Coding region: 869-6316 (1815 amino acids)
Biological process (GO): neurotransmitter receptor transport, endosome to postsynaptic membrane; neurotransmitter receptor transport postsynaptic membrane to endosome
Cellular component (GO): adherens junction; postsynaptic density; postsynaptic membrane
Molecular function (GO): protein binding
Source: RefSeq, a predicted model, not a curated record